AUGCGCUAUUACAGUAAGGUCGAGUGGUUGUACGUCGGCAUUAACUUACGCUGGAGCAUCCGCAAUGAUGGCGGACCCGACGCGAGUGGCAUCGAGCGCUCCCAGGAUAUAAAAUACAUGCGAUACUUGCGGUUCUUCCUGGUGCUGGUCGGGGGCUGGCCCGGGAAGCCGCUGGGCGACUGGCGGCGCUCGGGGCGCUGGUACCAGUGGCUCAACGUCGCUCUGAGUGUGCUCACCCUGGUGUUGGGCCUCCUCUACGUGAGAAACAACAUCUCUAAACUCUCCUACUUCGAAAUGGGGAAAACGUACAUCACGGUGGUGAUGAACUGCGUUUGCCUCAGCAGAUUUUGUACUUUUAUGACGGAUAGGUAUGAGAAAUCAAUGGUGUAUUUCGUUAAGGACAUCCAUUUAUUUAAUCACAGGAAUGAUUCAGAAUAUGCAAUGAAGAUGCACAUGUUCGUUCACAAGCUGUGUCACUGCUUCACGCUGUACACCAUCGGGCUGGUGUCCACGGUGGCCGAGGUGUACGACAUCGUGCCCGUCGUCAACAACGCCGGCAGCGGCGCCUUCCGCCGCCACCCGCCCGCCGACAUCACCUACGAGUCCGUCGUCUACUACGCGCUGCCCUUCGACUACGAGCACGACGCGGCCGGCUUCUACGUUGUCUUCAUCUACAACUUGUACAUUUCCUACAUCUGCUCUGUUUUAUUCCUCAUUUUCGACUUGUUAGUAGCUCUGAUGGUUUUCCACUUGUGGGGACAUCUGAAAAUUCUCACCUACAGCCUGGACAAUUUCCCGCGGCCCGGGGAAGUGUUCGAGGGCCAGGCUUCAGUCGGCCGCCUGGCGGGGCUCCGCUACACCGACCGAGAGACCGAGGAGGUGACGAGGAGGCUCAAGGAUAUCAUUAUUUAUCACGAGAAAAUCCUCAAGUACAGUGAGAAUAUUUCAAACACAGUGGGUCUGUCAGUCGCCGUGUACUAUAUGUUUCAUCAGAUCACGACAUGCCUGCUGCUCUUGGAGUGCUCUCAACUGGAUACCAAGGCUCUUGUUCGCUUCGGUCCUUUGUGCAUCUGUCUCAUCAACCUCCUGGCGCAGGUGUCUGUUAUAUUCGAGCUGCUCGGGUCUAGGACAGAGCCGCUGAUGCGAGCCGCGUACAACGUGCCGUGGGAGGUGAUGGAACCGGGCAGCCGGCGCCUCGUGCUGAUGCUGCUGCGCCAGACGCAGACGCCGCUGGGGCUCAAGGCCGUGGGCAUGGUGGAGGUCGGCGUGCAGACCAUGGCUACGAUUCUGAAAACUUCUUUGUCGUACUUUAUGAUGUUGAGAACGAUGGCAACAAACAAAUGAAGAUUUUCUCCCAUCAUUUGGUUCACAAUCUCCACACAGCACGAUUAUAGAAAUUGAAAUUAACACAAGGCACACGCUACAUUUUAUUUUAUCUUUUAUGCAAUUACAUUUUUUUAUGUCA
This is a messenger RNA of Amyelois transitella, 1465 nucleotides long. RefSeq lists its product as uncharacterized. NCBI's taxonomy places the organism in Eukaryota, Metazoa, Arthropoda, Insecta, Lepidoptera, Pyralidae. The coding region runs from base 1 to 1344 and encodes 447 amino acids. Gene Ontology annotation, cellular component: plasma membrane. Gene Ontology annotation, molecular function: olfactory receptor activity; odorant binding. The record is from RefSeq and is a predicted model, not a curated record. The transcript has 8 exons. Gene Ontology annotation, biological process: detection of chemical stimulus involved in sensory perception of smell; sensory perception of smell.